Castor canadensis (American beaver) is the source of this 2389-nucleotide messenger RNA. The record is from RefSeq and is a predicted model, not a curated record. Lineage: Eukaryota; Metazoa; Chordata; Mammalia; Rodentia; Castoridae.
CCACCACUUGAACCACUAUGCCAGCCGUUUAAAGAGGACUUUUUUGUUUACUUACCUCCUGGCUGGAAAAUUCGGCCACUCAUCCUAAGUCCUGCCGUUACUGAAGCUAUCUUUGGAAUAAGAACCCUGACAACUGAGGAGGAGGAGUGAACCUGAAUGCCUGUACCUGCUCUUCCACCCUCUGGGCCAAGUCGCUCUCCUUUGGGCCCCAUUGUUAACAGUGGUUUUGAUCUAUGAAAACAAGUCCUGCAGAUAAGUGUUCUGUUCAAGGUGCCCAGUUUGUGAGAAUUGGAGCCUAGGUCACUGUUCUGUGAGCCUUCUGGGUCUAAAGGAUUUCUUGAUCAGAAUGGCUUCAGGAUGGUUUUACCUGUCCUGUCUGGUGCUGGGGUCCCUGGGCUCAAUGUGUGUCCUCUUCAUUACUUACUGGAUGCAGUAUUGGCGAGGUGGCUUUGCCUGGGAUGGCAGCUUACACAUGUUCAACUGGCACCCAGUGCUCAUGGUUUCUGGCCUGGUGGUGCUCUAUGGAGCUGGGUCGCUGGUGUACCGCCUGCCUGUGUCAUGGGUGGGGCCCAAGUUGCCCUGGAAACUCCUCCAUGCAGCCCUGCACCUGAUGGCCUUCAUCCUCACUGUGCUAGGGUUGGUUGCUGUCUUUCAGUAUCACAGCCAUUCAAAAAUCGCCCACCUCUACUCCCUGCACAGCUGGCUGGGCAUCACCACCGUAGUCCUCUUUGCCUGUCAGUGGUUCCUGGGCUUUGCGGUAUUCCUUCUGCCCUGGGCAUCACUGUGGCUACGCAGCCUCCUGAAACCCAUUCACAUCUUCUUUGGAGCCUCCAUCCUCUCUCUGUCCAUUGCGUCUGUCAUUUCCGGCAUUAAUGAGAAACUCUUCUUCAGUUUAAAAAAUGUGACCAAGCCAUACUCCAGCCUGCCCAGCGAGGCUGUCUUUGCCAACAGCACCGGCCUGCUGGUGGUGGUCUUUGGGCUUCUGGUUCUAUAUGUUCUUCUGGCUUCAUCAUGGAAACGACCAGAGCCGGGGAUCCUGACUGACAGGCAGCCCCUGUUGCACGAUGAGGAGUGAAGUGAAAAGGGGUUGUGGGAACAGUCAGUGGUGUGAUCUGUCUCCUUCAGAAGCUCUGCUCCACCCAGUGCUCCUGGCCCCAACUUCUUGCCUCAGUGGCAGGCCUGUCUCUCCAGCCGCUUUCCAUGCAUCUGCUUUUCCUGGUGGCUGUGGCUUCUUGGUGUUACCAGGUCCUCCAUUUUCACAAGAUACUCCUUGCCCUAGUCACUCAUACUGUGUUUGCUCCAUCUGCAAAAGUUGGGCCAAUCUCCCCUAAAACCGCUGGGAUGUGUAGAAAAUCUGGACAGCUCAGAAAAGCUGGGACUCAAAUGCAGUCCCUGAUAUAAAACAUGACGAAGCAGCUUUUGCCUUGGAGGCCUGCAUUGCAGUCUGGUCACCCGCAGCAAGCAGGCUUCCUCUGCUCUGUACUGCAGAAUGGAUUGCAGUGGCAGGAGCUGCCUCUGCAGAGAAGCUGAGGGCUGACUGCUCUGAGCUGUCCUGUUUUUGAUCUCUGGACAGUGUUGUGAGUUAUGACCUGUGGCUCUACCUCUUCUAGCUGCUGCUUCAGCUGUGGCCUGAAUCUUGCCCUUUUCCUGUGACUUACAUGCCUGUCACUAUCAGGCAGCCCUACGAGCCCUGGUAACCUGCUCUUCCAAGAACAACCUGUCCCUAAAGUUUCAAGAAUGAUGAGUAGCAGAAGUUUCUAUGGCUUUCCUUUCUUUCCCCUUGCUGACCCUUCCUUCCUGCCCACCUCUGGGCCAGCCCAACCUACUUUCCCACUCCAGCCCACCAUGAAACUGAAGACAGUGUUGUGAAGUAUCGUGCCCAGCACAGCCCUGGGAGCUGCUGCCACCUUCAGAGGUAUUCCUUAUUGAGAACUGGCCUGCUUCCCCUGCCCUACAUUGCCUGCUUAUCUGGUUGAGCCCUGCCUCCUGGGGUGUACCAGAGCACCAGCUUUGCUUUUCUCCCAUGAAGAAAGUGAAUGAGGAGGGAGGAAUCUUGUUCCUCUCCUCAGUGCUGGCACGUGGGUCCUGUUGCUUUCUCCAAAUAAGCCUUGCCAGGUCCCAGGCUCCAGACUGCUGUGCUUGAGACAGGUGGAUGUGCCCUAGGGUUUAGAACUGGGCACUCCGUGGCAGGUAGCAGCCAGGCUGACUGUCCAUGCCAGCCCCAACUGCCAGGUAUUAGCAGGACUAGGACUGGACUUUCUGGUUGGAUAAAGCCUUCAUGCAGUUGGGAUGACUGCUGGGCACCUUGGUCAUGUCCAGUUCCCCUUAUUAACAGCAAGUUGCAAUUUUACUUGUUAAUGAAACUUGGCCCUCAUUAAAUAUAUUUUAA